UGAACAUGACUUAAGUAUCUCUUUGAAACCGGCCUUGGAGGUCAUGAAGCAAGCUCACGGCAAUAUUUCACACCUACCGGUUCAUCGCCCCCCUGCCUGGGGACGCGAUUGUACCUUCCAGAGCUUGCUGCUUACCUUACAAAUGCACUCGGCCAUAGGUUGAAGGCCUGUGGAGAUUAGGCACAACUGUUUGUACCAUGAUGCCGCUGAAAGAGGAAGGCGGAAUCGAGUGCAUAUGCUUGGUCCGAACCUCUAGAUUUAGGAGUUCGAGGUCAGCGAUCAUCGAACUCUCCUUCACGCCACAUACAUACGAUUCUCUAGCUGGAAUCUUGGUGCUCCCAUGGUUUGUUUACCAAUCCUUGAUCUACGGCAUGCAUCAUGACAUGAGUUUGCUCUCUCCGGGUAUUCGGAUUUUUGGCGGACUGGGCCGAGGGCGGUUUGACAGCUUCCAUUUCCAUAACCUUCCACCUGAAACAUCCGGAAACAUUUCUCGCAUGUCUGGACUAUCAUGCCUAGAUUCGGAUCGAGGCAGAACAAGGGUCCAAGACACCAAGACGUCCAGACUCCGGAACUCGAAGACCGCAAGAAACUGCCAUCAAGCUCCAAUCAGGCCUUCGCGACUAAAAUCACGGUGGCACAAAUCGCGAUUCCAAUCAUGUAUAGCGGUGCAGACAUGCCGUACUUGGUGGAAUUGUCGUCAUUCCGCAUCUCCUACCGCAAAUAAUUGGACUAUCCAGAGUCCGGUUUUUGCGGAAACUUCAGUUCCUCCUACAGCCACAUACCGAAAAAUGCUUCAAGUAGAGUGGACGCAACAGACUGUACGUUUUUCUGGGAAAUCCACAGCUUCGAGACAGGCACGCUGUUUUGAUUGCUUACCACGCAGUGAAAUCGGUAGAUCUGUAAGCGAUAAAGGAACACAUUUGGACUCUGACUAACUCGAACUUUUGCAUGACCACGAUUGCCUUUAUCGGAUUUCGACUGAAUUCGGGCAGCCAUUUUUCUUGCAUUUGAAGAGGAUCUUGUGCAAGAGGACGGACAGGUGAGUGCACAGACCCCUCUAGACGCUUCUGACCACUUUAAGGCACCCUUGUUCUUGCAAAUCCGGCCUUGAGGUCUUGCGAUUUGCAGUUUGCAGCUUCAGUACGGGAAAAAAUUCAGGCACGAAAUAAUUUGUGAUUGGGAAGCGUUCUUCAUGCAUAAAGGAAGGCUUCCAUUUGUAGAAGCAGGGAUUUCUACUGCAUUAUAUCGUUACAGGUACUGGUGUCCUGGUAGUUUCGGGAUAUACCCAGGUACCUCUAGGACAUGAGUCUUAAGAAUCCGAUAUCACCCAGCAUUCAGGGUGUUGGUGAUA
Neurospora hispaniola is the source of this 1351-nucleotide messenger RNA. RefSeq lists its product as uncharacterized. Lineage: Eukaryota; Fungi; Ascomycota; Sordariomycetes; Sordariales; Sordariaceae. The transcript has a single exon. Bases 198 to 935 code for a protein of 245 amino acids. The record is from RefSeq and is a predicted model, not a curated record.